CCGCGAGCCCGUCGGAGUACGAGUCACUUCUCAGCGCUGUUCUCUGCAAUUCUUGAAUGAAUCCCCCGUCCCACUAAUACGCAGUGCAGGUUCUACAAAGAUUGGAAACUGCAGGCCACUGCAGACACAUAUUCAGGAAUAUCUGAGAUUUAGCAGGUGACCCGUGGCUGCCUGAACCACACCUAUGGCUCUGCUGAAAUCUGGCUGGCUUUGGAGGCAGUCUUGGGUUCUCAAGCGAUGGAGGCUGAACUGGUGUGACCUGUGGAUCGAUGGAAGCCUGAUGUUCUACAAGACAGACUCCAGGAGUGACUACGAAACCAGAGUGCGUCUGAAGAGCACUUGCAUGAAUGUAAAACAUGGCCUGGAGUGUGCAGGUGCGAGUCCGCCCGAGAACCAACCCAGGGAGAAUCUGUUGGUCGUGUACCUGAGGGACGGCUCCACCAUGCACCUGUGCGCCAACAGCGAGGACGAGGCGAUGGCUUGGAAGCUCAGCAUCAUGGAAGCUAAACGGAAUCCUUUCUUCUUUUAUGAUCCCUACGAUGACACCUACCAGUCGGCUUUCAUCGACAGCCACAACGCCGUGUGCAUCACACCAGGGGGUGGCAACGGAGGUGUGCACCACGUAUGGGUUCAUGGGGACCGGCACCACAGUGGGGUUGGUGAGCAGAUUGCGUUGGGGCUGCUGGCUGGAAUGGCUACAGGUGCCGCCUUACGCUCGUUCAUGUGGAUGCCCUUUUGGUUCUGCUGACCCACCUGUCGGCGGGGAGACCACCACGGCACCCACAGAUAAAAGCCUUUCACCGGAAGGCUACGGUCUUGAAAGCCGUAGACUGCACUCAGUGCUUACGUAGGCCUCAGUCAACCUAUAACUGUUUGUGACUAUACACUUAAUUUUGCAUACUGCACCAAGCACAUAGUCGGGGGGGGGUCAAGACAAUAGCAGCAGUUUCAAUGGCUUCUACAUAGCAAACCAUCAUGUAUGUUUGUGUAUAACCAUGAAUGGGGAAGUAA
Molecule: messenger RNA, 1011 nt
Organism: Electrophorus electricus (electric eel)
Lineage: Eukaryota; Metazoa; Chordata; Actinopteri; Gymnotiformes; Gymnotidae
Gene: plekhb1
Product: pleckstrin homology domain containing B1
Biological process (GO): regulation of cell differentiation
Cellular component (GO): membrane
Source: RefSeq, a predicted model, not a curated record